Messenger RNA from Polistes canadensis, 1119 nucleotides. Its product is annotated as meiosis-specific nuclear structural protein 1-like. The record is from RefSeq and is a predicted model, not a curated record. The coding region runs from base 1 to 1119 and encodes 372 amino acids. The transcript has 6 exons. NCBI's taxonomy places the organism in Eukaryota, Metazoa, Arthropoda, Insecta, Hymenoptera, Vespidae.
AUGCAGAUACGAGAAAAUGUAGAGAUGCUUGAAAAGAUGAAAAGGGAGAAGGAUGCACGUGAAGAUGUGAUGCAAUUGCAUCGAGCAAAAAUGAUGGAAAAAGCUGAUAUUUUACGAUCAGUACGACUUUUACAUAUCGAUCGUAGAAAAGCCGAAGAAAAGGAAAAACUUGUUCGUUUUCAAGAAGCUAGCGAUUUACGAAAUCGACAAAUCGAAAGGGCUCAUAAAUUAGCACAGGAAUUAGCACGUCUUAAAAGUAAAGAAGCGCGGGAAUUACGUGAUUUGAAAAAUAGAAAACAAAUCUCACGAUUUCCUACAGCUUGUUCUCUCGUUGAUUUAAAAUCGCGAUUAAUUGAAGAUACGAUUAAAAAAGAUUCAGAAUCUUUUGAAAUCGUUCAAAAAUGGUAUUCCUACGAUUCGUUCGAUAAAAUGGAAUUGGCAAAGUUGGAAGAAAAGAAACGACUUUAUUGUGCCGAUUUGCAGAAUCAAAUUAUUGAAAAACGUCGUAUAAUGCGAGAAUUGGAUGAAGAGAAGCAACGUGAACGUAAGAUAAUCGAACAAACGAUGGAAGUUAUAAACGAUGAAGAUAUUCGUAAAGAGGAACGUAGAAAAGAAAUUCAAACGUGUUUGCAAGCUGAGAGAAAAGCUUUCUUUGAAGCGAGACAAUGCUGGAAGGAAAUACAAAAAAUUACGAUUGAAGAAGAAAAUAAAAAAAUUGCUAAGGCUAUUGUUGAGAAGGAACUCGAAUAUAAAAAGCAAAUGAAGAAAAAAAGUGACAUCGAUGCUAAAGUCGAAGAGGCUAACGAAUCUUUAAAAUUAGCUUCAGAAAAACGACAACAAGCUAAAGAACUUUUGAACGAUAUGGUAAGAAGUAAAAUCGCUAACACCGAGAAAAAAAUGGAAGAACGAGCGACGGAAAUGGCUUUUACGCGUAAUCUUUACGAGGAACAACUAAAACUCGAUGAGAUAGAUAAACAAAAGCUAGAACAGAAACGACGAAAGAAUAAACAAUAUGGCGAAGACUUGAAAAACAUUAUAAUGAAUAAUAAAAUUCAAUAUGCCGUAGAUUUAUUGAAGAAACAAAAAGAUGUUCGGGAUGAAUGCGUAGACAAGUUAUGA